AGCCGAGCAUAAAGAGUAUGUGGGAGACACGGCAGACUUGGGUGAAGAUUCUCGAGUACAAUUGAUUAUCUUGGCGAGAGAUAUCGAAAGUUUGGCUUAAAAAUAAUGACUUCCAUCAUUAGGGCCUUACUUAACUUUUGGCGAGAUUCUCCUUUGACGCCUUGCUUAUUCUCAAGAACUACACGUCCGGGUUUUUUCCUGAUAAAAUAAUGGAAGAUAGUAUUACAAAAAAAAUCCAGAUGGACAGACCGAGCUCACAAGCUGGAAGGAGAGGCCCCAGACGUAGCGUGGCUGGCUAUGACCACAUUGAACAGACACAGGCUCUCAUGGCUUCCAUCAUCCACGAACUCGUCCAUGCUGGGGAUAUAACGGCACUGAAAGAAGAAUUUCAAAGGGAUAAAGGGUUAAUCGAGGCGCUUAACAGCGAGGGAAUGACUCCACUAUUUGUCGCUGUCAGCACUGGUAACCUGGAAUGUGUGCAGUUCCUGGCGACUUCCGGUGCCUCGCUAAACACGAGAGAUAACCUUGGGAGGACGCCUCUCGCUCUGGCAGCUUACCAGGGCUGGAAUGAUGGAGUAUAUUAUCUCUUGGCGGUGGGCGCUGACUCAACAAUCGUGGAUAACUGCGGGCGCUUACCAUUACAUGCUGCUACGUACUACAGCAGUGGCAGAACAGUGGGGCUUCUACUUCAGCAUUUGCCCUCAGACCACAUCAACAAACAAGACGGCGAGGGUAUGACCGCACUCCAUUGGGCGGCGUACCACGGGCGCGCGGAACACGUCAAGCUUCUUAUUGACCACGACGCAGAGAUUGUAGCACGUGACACAGAGGGCAAGACGGCACUACAUUGGGCAGCACAGAAUGGCAGUGUGUCCUGCUGCCAAGUGAUCCUGAACACUUCGUCAGGGCAACAUCUGUUGAACGGGAAAGACUUCUCGGGGAAAACCCCGCUACAUUACGCUGCCGCAGCAGGACAUCUUAGUGCGCUACAGGAGCUGCUGAACGAGAGGUUCGUCAGCGUCGAUUCCAAGGAUAACGAGAACAGAGUGUCACUCCACUGGGCCGCCGCCACUGGCCACGCCCGCUGUGUGGCUGCCCUGCUGCGCGCGGGCUCAGACAAGGACUCAGUUGACAAGCACGGGGCCACGCCCAUAAUGUACGCCCACCAAGGUCAUCACGACGCCUGCUGCAGAUUACUAUACAAACACAACCCUGAGCGACCAUUAGACACAGAGAUUCCAGAACAUAUAGCUGAGACAAUUCGCGUGCCAACCCCGCCCGAAAUUCACAUCGUCUCAGAGGCGAUCAUAAAGCCACCAGAACUUGUGUUCGAGCCCGCAAUCACAUCAAACGGCGCUGCGGUUUCUUCUCCGGUAACCAGGCGCAAAUCAAGCAGCAGUCACGUGAGUGCGGAGACUCGGGCCGAGGAACGCGCACACGAUGACGAGGUCCAAGAGAUCCUGAAAGCGUCACUCCGGGCUGUAGAACUUGUCAUCGACAAGGACAGUUAUAGCAACGAUAACGACAGAGGUAAAGACUCCGCUAGAUCACUGUGUGCGGUGUUGCAUGGCGCAAGCUCAGCUCACAUGACGUCACAAGCAUCUCCAAGCUUUAAAAAACUAGACAGUCUGUACGCGACUAUGAACGGUAACCAUAGUGAUGAUGGUGAAUCGGCAGGCUACAGCAGCGAGGAUGAGCUACGCUACCCCCCACAGAUGGUUUUGACGCCUAUACCAGUCUCCCCCUUGCCUACCGAAGAGAAUAAUAAUAAUGUAGAAGAACAGGAGAGCAAGGCACAGAUGCUACCAAGGUUCAGCCUAGAGGGUAAUGUACAAACACCCUUUCUCAAACAACCAUCUACUGCAUCAACAUUAGCACCGCUGAAAACUCGAACAGUCCCCGAUCAUCUUCGGCUCGACCUCCACUUCCAGCCGACGCCUGUCCGGAAUCACGAAGUCAAGCCGGGCUCUCCGGUCAAAAACGAGUCGGGCCUCGGUCCGUUAAAAGUAACGAAAAUUACUAAGCACCACAGUCCCCCAGCCAAACAGCCUUCUCCUGUAUCCACGAAACAACACGUACUUAACUCGCCCACUCGGUCGUCGCUCGGAAGUGGAUUGCCGAGCAGCCGUGAAAGUUCGGGAAACGAACGGGAGCGUGGAUUCUCCCGAGAGUCGUCCGAUAUAACGAGGUUUUGGUCGAGGAAAAGUAAGAAGAGCGACGCACUAAUGAAAUCCAGAGGCUCUUCAAACUUUAAAGCCAUGAAUCGAUCAUUGUCAAUCCCCGAGGAGAGCCAAUCGAAAUCAUCGCUUCGAGGCGCGGCGGGAUACUCCGAAUACAGGCAAUUUGACUCCGAUUCCGAGUGGUCGCGCAAGCAAAGAGAAAAGCACUCCCAGCAGGGGACCCCCGGGGGACAAAUUCUUCCUGUCAUCUCCAAAGAUAAAAGCAAUCGAGUCUUUCAAGUCCAGGGUUCGCUUAAGGACCAAAUUGAAGCAAAGAGGAAAACAACGAAAAAGCCAUCAAGGUUUCGAGGUGGACGAGGACUAUUCAGCUUCGUUAGCUCAAGCGUAGAAGAAGUAGACGACGAUCUACCCUCCACAAAAAGCUCCGAAAAGAAGGAGAAAAAGAAAGUGCGCAAAGUAAUGAGUUGGAAUGCUUGAAUGAAGUCAAGAGUUGGAAUGCGUGAAUGAAGUCAAGAGAUGGAAUGCGCGAAUGAAGUCAAGAUUUGGAAUGCGUCAAUAAAGUCAAGAGUUGGAAUGCAUGAAUGAAGUCAAGAGUUGGAAUGCGUGAAUGAAGUCAAGAGUUGGAAUGCGUGAAUGAAGUCAAGAGAUGGAAUGCGCGAAUGAAGUCAAGAUUUGGAAUGCGUCAAUAAAGUCAAGAGUUGGAAUGCAUGAAUGAAGUCAAGAGUUGGAAUGCGUGAAUGAAGUCAAGAGUUGGAAUGCGCGAAUGAAGUCAAGAGUUGGAAUGCGUGAAUGAAGUCAAGAGUUGGAAUUCUUGAAUGAAGUCAAGAGUUGGAAUGCGUGAAUGAAGUCAAGAGUUGAAAUGCGCGAAUGAAGUCAAGAGAUGGAAUGCGCGAAUGAAGUUAAGAGUUGAAAUGCAGGAAUGAAGUCAAGAGUUGAAAUCCGCGAAUGAAGUCAAGGGUUGGAAUGCGUGAAUAAAGUCAAGUGUUGAAAUGCGCGAAUGAAGUCAAGGGUUGGAAUGCGUGAAUGAAGUCAAGAGUUGGAAUGCGCGAAUGAAGUCAAGAGUUGGAAUUCUUGAAUGAAGUCAAGAGUAGGAAUGCGUGAAUGAAGUCAAGAGUUGGAAUGCGUGAAUGAAUUCAAGAAUUGGAAUGCGUGAAUAAAGUCAAGUGUUGAAAUGCGCGAACGAAGUCAAGAGUUGGAAUGCGUGAAUGAAUUCAAGAAUUGGAAUGCGUGAAUGAAGUCAAGAGUUGGAAUUCUUGAAUGAAGUCAAGAGUUGGAAUUCUUGAAUGAAGUCAAGAGUUGGAAUGCGUGAAUGAAGUCAAGAGUUGAAAUGCGUGAAUGAAGUCAAGAGUUGAAAUGCGUGAAUGAAGUCAAGAGUUGGAAUGCAGGAAUGAAGUCAAGAGUUGAAAUGCAGGAAUGAAGUCAAGGGUUGGAAUGCGUGAAUGAAGUCAAGAGUUGGAAUUCUUGAAUGAAGUCAAGAGUUGGAAUGCGUGUGAAUGAAGUCAAGAGUUGAAAUGCGCGAAUGAAGUCAAGAGAUGGAAUGCGCGAAUGAAGUUAAGAGUUGAAAUGCAGGAAUGAAGUCAAGAGUUGAAAUCCGCGAAUGAAGUCAAGGGUUGGAAUGCGUGAAUAAAGUCAAGUGUUGAAAUGCGCGAAUGAAGUCAAGGGUUGGAAUGCGUGAAUGAAGUCAAGAGUUGGAAUGCGUGAAUAAAGUCAAGAGUUGGAAUGUGUGAAUGAAUUCAAGAAUUGGAAUGCGUGAAUGAAGUCAAGGGUUGGAAUGCGUGAAUGAAGUCAAGAGUUGGAAUGCGCGAAUGAAGUCAAGAGUUGGAAUUCUUGAAUGAAGUCAAGAGUAGGAAUGCGUGAAUGAAGUCAAGAGUUGGAAUGCGUGAAUGAAUUCAAGAAUUGGAAUGCGUGAAUAAAGUCAAGUGUUGAAAUGCGCGAACGAAGUCAAGAGUUGGAAUGCGUGAAUGAAUUCAAGAAUUGGAAUGCGUGAAUGAAGUCAAGAGUUGGAAUUCUUGAAUGAAGUCAAGAGUUGGAAUUCUUGAAUGAAGUCAAGAGUUGGAAUGCGUGAAUGAAGUCAAGAGUUGAAAUGCGUGAAUGAAGUCAAGAGUUGAAAUGCGUGAAUGAAGUCAAGAGUUAAAAUGCGUGAAUGAAGUCAAGAGUUGGAAUGCGUGAAUAAAGUCAAGGGUUAAGAUGAUAUAAUGAGAAACGAAUGAACACAAAAACCUGGAUGCUUGAAAUGGCUAUACAGCUGGCUCAAUUGUGGCACCAGGAACUGCUUAGGAGAAAAACAAACGCUUACAAACGAGAAGCCUGUAAAGAAGACUAAUUUGACAGAUGAUUUAUGUGACUGCCCGUUAUAGAGUUGAUGAUAACAAUAGAGUUUUGAAGUUCCUAAAGUGGAAUGACUAAAGCCAUAAUGAACUGGUUGACUGAGAUUCUUUCUUUGAGCUGUUCUGAAGUAAAAAUCCGUAUUCUUUGCACCCUUCUCGCUAUGCUGCCUACGUUUACAAUAAUAAGGUAGAUUUUUUUAUCAAAGACAGAGAGGAUAUUUUUAAUGGCUAUGCUUAAAUUAUCAAACUUCAUGCAAACCGCGCAAAAAUUGGCAAACAUUUAUUGCUAAUCUCGUACGGAUAAAAGCAAGACAAGGAAAUGUUGACGAAAUAUUUCCUAACAAGAUGCAAUGGAGGAUCUAGAUCUUUAUGUGCUGGGUUAUAAAACUUAUCACGUGACUUUUGAGUAGCGACAUUACAAACUCCGGCAUUUGGCGGCAAAAUAACAACAACAAAAAACAGCUUACGAAUUAGCAAAAGAGUUUCUUUGUCAGAAAGGGUUUAUAUUCAUUGAAAAGUUUGAAAAGUUGCCCCUCCUAAAGUCACGUGAGCUGUAAUGAGUGCAAGUCGCCUAUUGUCUCCUCCUUAAGCACAAAACCAUCGGUACAGGCCCGUAGCCAGGAUUUUGAGCGGGGUGGUUCGUUUUUCCAUUUAAGCGGACCAAAUUUCCGGUAUACCCCUCUCCUCGCCUUAUUUCACUAGGCAAUCAAUCUUGUAUUUACAAUGUCAUUAAUAGGGUACUUUUUAAUAUAUAGCCGAUAAUAAUAAAGAUAAUUACUAU
Molecule: messenger RNA, 5288 nt
Organism: Nematostella vectensis (starlet sea anemone)
Lineage: Eukaryota; Metazoa; Cnidaria; Anthozoa; Actiniaria; Edwardsiidae
Product: neurogenic locus notch homolog protein 1
Exons: 17
Coding region: 210-2657 (815 amino acids)
Molecular function (GO): protein binding
Source: RefSeq, a predicted model, not a curated record